AUGGUGCUACGGAUGAAGGAGGAGAUGAAACAACUGAUGGUGGGAGAAAUCCAGCGCUUCAUCAUCCAGAAUGGGUCGCCACACGCCCCUAAAAAGAAUGACAACAUCAGGGCUAGCGGUAACGGUGUGAAGCAGGAAUUGGGUGAGAGCGCGGCUCCAGCAACACGGAAACGUGAGCGGGAGGAGGAAAAGGAGAAGCAGCCGCGUUUCGAGGAGGCGAACAAGGCCAAGCAGGGCGUAACUCUGCCGGAUCAAGCGACACAUCCUAAUCCAGCCCUCUCGGCUACCAGUAUUACUCCUCCUCCUCCUCCUCCUCCUCCUACUGCUACUGCUACCACUACCACUGCUGCUGCCUCUAUUCCUGCUGCUGGGGCCACGGAGACGAAACCGAAACCGAGUGGAAAGAGGGACUUCUUCGGGCGUCUUAUUCCUGAAGGUACAUCGGGACACAAGCGCCCAGCAGCGGGCGGUGCAAAGGCACCAGCGGCAGCGACUGCCGCUGCUGCGAGCAAGUUGACGGUGCAGUACAUUUACCACGACGGAUCCACCAAUGCGGUCAGGAUCCCUGCGUCCUUCGAGGACUUCUAA
Trypanosoma grayi is the source of this 588-nucleotide messenger RNA. RefSeq lists its product as hypothetical. The record is from RefSeq and is a predicted model, not a curated record. Bases 1 to 588 code for a protein of 195 amino acids. The transcript has a single exon. Lineage: Eukaryota; Euglenozoa; Kinetoplastea; Trypanosomatida; Trypanosomatidae.